CAACCUCAAACUGCUAGCAGCAUUUUACCAACAACGCUGACAUCAACUUGAUGGAGCGGGCCUAAGUGUAAAGCUUCAGACUGUGCCAAAGGGCAAAAUGUAUUUACGUUACCUUACUCUACUGUUUGCACUUACUACAGAUUCCAGUUGGGGCUGUCACAAGAAACACAUUGAAGAGAUAAAAGUACCAAGUGAGCCCAUUGACGUUGUGCUGAAUCUCACCUGUCCUGAACUUAAGGAUACAUGGAAUACGGGCACCAGUGUAGUGUGGGACGUCCCAAAAGUUGCUUUCGUUGUUGAUAAAUAUAAGGAUUAUAUCGAUGUGGCAGAUCUGAACGAAUGUUGUUCAGUAACAUGUGACUCGAAAAGUGGCAAAAGUUACGGCUCUGAACUCCACAAAGCAGUGACAUGCAACACUGGAUAUUGUUCAGAAUGCGUCGAAAAAGCAAAAACAUCUGUUGAACUGGUCCCCGAUACAUGCACCAUGUCCUUUCGUGUGACAGAGGUAUAUUGCGAAAAGAAACCACCAUUGAUUGAAGAUGGUUAUUUUAGAUGUUCCACCGGUCCGUAUAUCGCUGGUAGUACAUGCGACUAUACAUGCCGCGACGGCUACACUCUUGAAGGAAGUGGGCGUGCAACAUGUAGCAAUGAUGGUACAGACUGGAGCAGCGUCGGAACUUGCAAACCCAAACAGUGUAAGAAGUCGAAGGAUGGACAUUUCACGUACCCAGAUGGCACAGGGGUGCAUUCGUUACGAUGGCGAAAAUGCACACAGGAUGGCUACACCCCUUCUCCUCCAGGUUUCUCUCAGUGUACUCCUAAUCAACAAUGGAUUCCUGCUCAUGUUAAGUGUGAAGAUACAAAGCCGCCGCAGUUCAACAACUGCCCCGACGAGAGAAUCAUCAAAGCAGCAAGCGGUGAAAACGUGACGAUGGUAGAGUGGCCAGUGAUCACCGUAUCAGACAACUCAAACGAGACGAUCGAACCAAAGAGCAACGUAGCAACACCGGGCGUGGGUAGUUUUCCACUGGGAUCUACCUUGGUCAAAUUCACUGCUGAAGAUAAAAGCAAAAACCGGGCGAUGUCAUGCGUUUUCAUCGUGGUUGUCGAAAAUGUUAUCUGCCCUAAUCCUUGGUUUGAUGUCAAAUACCUAACUGCACAUUGUGGUAAAGGCAUGUCAAUUGGGAAAUCAUGUGAACUGACCUGUGAACUAUCCCUUGAGAGGAUAGGCGAACAGUUUAUCAUGUGCACAUUGAUAGCGAAUACCACUGAAGGCUACUGGGCCUGGAAGAAUGGAACAGAUGUGGAGAAAUAUAAACCAUCUUGUCGUGUUCAUAACUGUACAGAACUUCCAGCACCAAAUAAUGGAGCAAUGGUAUGUGACACUUGGAGCAAGGGUGCUGUAUGCCAAAUGCAGUGUCAAGAAGGGUAUGACAUUCCGGAUAGUGCCACGUUCACACCCCAGUAUAUAUGCGGCAUGGAUAAGGGAGUCUGGAUUCCAGAUACCGUCAGUAACUGCAGUUACCGUGAAUAUGGUGAAAAUGUGAGAAUGCCAGAGUACUAUUAUUUCACGGGUCCAUGUGAAGAGGCACAACAAGAAAUAAAGGAGAACUUCCUGAAAGUAAUAUCCAACAAAGAUCUCUGUACCACAAAAGUCCAUUGUACAGUAGAAAACGUCAAGGUAAAAUGUUGUGACGAAGUUGAUGACUAUGAUUUGCUGAACCGUCGCAAGCGUGGGAGCCGGUAUGGUCGAAGAAGACGACCCAAUCGAAGAAACAGAAAGCCACCUAGUUACAUCAUGUUUGAUGUAGUAAUACUGAAUGUCGUCGUCGGUAACCAAAACUUUGCUGCAAACAUGAAAUCGUCCUCACUCACGCUUAAAGCCAUAGCCAGACGAAUAGCUAAAACAGCUUUCCGUGCUGGCGGGAGGUUGAUCCGGGCAACCAGAGCCAGAGUAAGAGAUGCAGUACCGAUCUGUCGAUCAGGACACAAGAUCGGAUACUUCAAUAAGGAUUCAUGUGUACCAUGUCCAGCGGGGUCCUAUCACAAUUCCACGAGGGACGAAUGCAUGGCGUGCGGAUACGGACAGUAUCAAAGCCAGGAGGGACAGACCAGUUGUACGGGAUGUCCAGAAGGCAAAACCACCAUCACUCUUGCUAACGUAGACGUUUCUUCUUGCAAAGAAAUGUGUGGCCCAGGAACAUAUUCUACCAACGGAGUGGUACCAUGCUUCAAAUGCCCAUUAAGGUCUUACCAACAUCAGCGAAACAGGAAUGAAUGUAUCCAAUGUCCAGUUGGUACAACGACAGAGGAUGAUGGUGCAAAUUCAACAUCACACUGUGUUGCAUUCGACUUUUUGUUACAAGGGCCAAUUACAGUCCCAUUAGAAGGCAUGAAACCAUCUCGCAUUUGCGACUUUACAUUCGCCCUCUGGAUCAAGCUCGUAGACGCAGAUUACGGUGGCAUCAAGUUCCAGGUGUACAGUCCUACUGUUGGAACGGCCAUAGAUAUAUCUGUCUCUUCAGACAUUCGGGUGAUACUGAGAGAGAGGGAUGAACUGCAUGUUGAGAACGUUAUGGAAAACAAAUGGGUUCAUGUAGCAGUUGCAUGGUCUCACCCGAAGCUCACAGUGUAUGUCGGAGGUGCAGCCAUUGCAGAAGAGGUAUUUGAAGAAGCCCAAGACUGUCCCUCAUCAACCCCAUCUGUGAUGGAGAUAACCAUACGGGGCCAUGCGUACAUGUAUCUGCGAGACCUUAACUUCUUGCCGUCGGCUAAGUCGGAUGUGGUGGGGAACAUGUCUACCUCAUGCAGUUCAUACAACGCGGACUCACUCUUCUCCCUGGAGCGGAAAGACAUGGAAGCUUUAGACAAGGUGCUGGAGGUUGUACCCAGCACAUGCAUGAAGCCUGAUGUCUGCCUCAACCAACCCUGUGGAGAUAACGUGUGUAUCCCUACUGGAAGUAACUUCACAUGCGUAUGCAGAGGAGGUUACUCUGGUGACAAAUGUGACGUGCCUCCUGAUUUGUGUAAAGAUAACAUAUGUAGUAACAAUGCCACAUGCCUAGUGACAUCAUAUGGAUAUCGGUGUGAAUGUCAGCCUGGAUACAGAGGAGAUCUAUGCAAAGGCAAGAUAGCUGACGGUGGCUGGGGUGAAUGGAUGGACUGGGGUGCAUGUUCAGUAAGCUGUGGCAACGGCACAAGGGCAAGGCAUCGUUACUGUGACAAUCCUUUCCCUGACACAGACGGAAAGCCCUGUGAUGGCAACUCAAUAGAAACGACUUUCUGUCAAAAGCAAAUGUGUCCAGAAUGUGCACUAAAGGACCUUGUCCUCGGAAAGGGUAUCAUAAAGACUUGUCAUAAAAAUGACGGAUCGAUUAUCUGCAGCGUGGAAUGUGAACGUGGAUUAGUUUUUCCAGAGGAGCCAUUUGUUUAUACCUGCAAGAAGGGCACAUGGAUGCCUACAAAACGCACCGUGUCUUGUACAGAACCAGUGACCCCCCUGACAGUUGGAAUCAACUAUACUGUGGUAUUUGGGGACUCUAUUGACAGCCACCAAGUCAUCAGUCCGUCCCUUAACAGAGUGGGUAGAAAUUUCAGUUGUACUCAAUCUCGUACCUGCUCCAUUGCUGUGGGCACCUCCAUGUGCAAUGACCACGUACGAAUCUGUGGGAAGUAUGACGGUGUUUACUAUGGUUCUCUGCUAGUUCAGAUGGCCAUUCAGCAAAACACCAUUGAUGUCUUUAAACUGCAAAAGAACAAACAAGUGAUGGCCUACCUUUCACCCCUGUUCGCAACCUGGAAUGUUUUCACCUACUUUAGCGAUGAGGCCACAACGGUAGAUCACCGGGAGUUAGAAAUGUCUAUUACUAACGAGACCCUCAUGGUGUAUCCAUAUGAUCAACCGUCAAUGGCGUUUGAAGUUCCUGGUCAGUUUGGUGCCAUCAUGAAGACCUGGAAGCUCCUUGACGACACCAACUGGGAGGUGAGGGACAAGAGUUACACUGACUUCCAAAUUACACUUGCCAAUCAGAGUCAACCACAGCAACCAAAACUCUUAUCGGCCAUUCAGACCAUGACGUGUCCUCGUGGUGCAGUUCAAGGAGGCGUUUUUUGUAUUAAGUGUCCACCGGGAAAGAGCUACGACAGUGACAAUUGCAAGCGUUGUCGUCACGGAUUCUACCAAGACGUUCCGGGCAUGUCUUCCUGUGUGGCUUGUCCUGGCUUCCAGACCACAGAGCUACUGGGAAGUCCGGGCAUCGCCCAGUGUAAAGAUACUGACGUAGAAGGCAUAAACCUCGUCGUGGGGAUGCGUGACUCCCAAAUUGGCAUCCUUCACCUUCGUGGAAUGAAGUUUGAGAGUGUGUCCUUGAACAUCUCUGAUGGAUUUGUUGACCACCUCGCCUAUAAUCCGAGGGAUGAGUUUAUAUACUUCACUACACAAGAGCCUACCACCAUAGGGAGAGUAACAAUGGGAGGUCUGGACGAAGAAGCUCUGUUUAGGUUCCCACAGGACACCAUUAUAACUGGAUUUGACAUAGAUGUUGCCACUGGUCUUUUGUUCUACACGUCAUUUGAUGGGGUGCUGGCUGCCCUCCACGUUAGUUCUGGCGCAGAGUACAUUCUCCUGUCCAAUCUGACUAAACCUCGAGGUCUUGUUCUUGACCAAAAGCUGGGAAUGUACUGGGUGGAGAGCGAUACCAUCAACUAUCUUCACUAUAGCAGUAAGAUGGCUAAAACAGUUUUCGUGGACACCAACGCAGUGUGGAAUCCGAUCCUACACAAACAUGGAAAUAAGAUAACGUGGAACACAUACACAAGACUCCGGGAAGCGUACAUCAAUGGCUCCAAUGUACAGACAAUUGCUUCAAACUUCACAUCCAGAUUCGGAUACACAGACGAAUUUUACUUCUACCUGGACAAAAAUGCAGUACUUAUGCGAGUAAAUCGCGACCAGAGUGCCAGGGCAGCUGUGUUCUCUCUGCCUGAGUCUGCGAUCAGGAUGCGGGUCGUCAACACCACAAAUGACCCAAGCUUUGCGAAUGUAUGCAGUGGAUCUGUGAGUGACUGCGACCACGGUUGCUUUCCUGCCAAUGCAACCACCAGGAUCUGUUUUUGUGCCCUGGACUUCACACUACAGAGCAACAAUAGAACCUGUAGAAGAGAUUUUUCAGGACAACUAGAAACCAAAGCCAGGUCCUGGGAGAAACCCUUGGCAUCGGACUACUCAGUGCCACCAAGUAUGACCUUGAGGUUGAGGGUAAAGGCAUGCCACUCCGCUCGUGUGGCUUUGGCCGAGACGGGGAAACGAUUGUACCUUUUUGAACUGGACAGAAGACGGGGCAACGAGACGGAAAUGUCAAUCAGGAAGCUGUGGGCCGGCUCUCCUCCUGUUGUGUUAGUUCAUAAAACUGUCAGUAGGCUUGACUGUGAUGACUUCCGUUUUUUCUGGAUCACAUGGAGUGACAGGAUCUUGAGGAUUGGUCGUGGCAAAACCUUGUACACCAGACAGAUCCUCGUAGCGAAAGAUUCACGUCCUUUCAUUGUUAACUUCGCAAUGUUUGGUUCUGGCUUUAAUGCUACUGCUGUUUGGCAGUUCUAGUGGAUGCAGAGAUAAGCGUCCGAUAUGCAUGAGUAAGACUCCCAGACUUUGUUCUGUUGUCUUUAGCACUCCAAGAUGUUAUGUUAUGCCUUAUAUAACUGAGGAAAAGAAUUUGUUAUGCUUUAUAUAACUAAGGAAGAGAAUUUAUGGAUGUCAACUUCUUUAUGAUGAGGAACACAACGUUUCGGAGUACAUACGUUUCUUUCAUGUAGAUAUAUAUGCUCUUUGCCUCAUAGCAUUCAUUCACCCGAUGAAGGAGUAAGCAUAUACUCCAAACGUUGUGUUCCUCAUAAUAAAGACACUGACAUCCAUAAAUUCUCUUCCUUAUGUGUAUCACUUCUAAAUGCCCUUCAAGGACUUAUAUAACUCAUUCUUGUUUGUAAAUAAGACUCUCAUUGGGAUAUGUGGAGUGGCGGAAUUGAUGAUGGUAGAGAUGGGGUAUAGUCCAGAGAACAGAUAACGAAGUUCUGAUCUCAGCUGAUCUACUUUGAUUAUCAGAACUACGACUAUACCUUAUAUCACGGUUUAUGUAAUCACGUCCCAUUCACCAAAAAUAGUAGACCGACUCAAUGGUAUCAUGAUUAGCGUCUGACCGGAGAGUGGUCGAUAUAAAAAAGACGUUGAAAGAUGUUUCUUCUUGUAACCCAGCCUGGCGUUUGGCAUUAUGAGGAGAAAACAAGGACUGGUCGGCACGGAGUCAGAAAUAUGUGUGUGACAAAUGCGGCAUGGUAUCUCAGUGGUCUAGCACUAUGGCACCAGCAUAAGUCAGGACUAGUACACUCACACGCAACUCUGAAUGGCAAAUUGCGACGUCUUAAAUGGCAGGGUUACCUGUACUUCUCCCAAACCCCGCAACACACGUUUCAAGAGGGACAUAGCGGCAUUAUAAUACCUUACAAUUUAUGCCCAUACACGGCCUAUCUGUAUACUACACAUAGAUAUCCCACAUAAUCACACAUGAUGUAUUUUGUGAUAAAUUAACAUAUUUCUCUCCAAAUAUAUAAUCCUCUUUUCACUCGCAUGAAAUAACAGUUUAUGCCGAAACUACUCUCAGCCUACCUUUUGUCACUGUGCUUUUCAGAUUAAGAGCAUGGGAGUAAUGCAAGAACAAUAUGAUAAUUAGAACAUGUGUCUGUUUUUGUGAAGUUGUUAUUUGACAAGAGAAGACAAAUGUUUUCUAUUUAUUUGCGUGGAUAGACUUGAGUACAAUGGUUCUGUAAUUCGAAAGAGAACGCUAGACUGGUUUAAUGCAUGCCCAGGUGAUUUAUUGCCAUGAUAUCUAUGAUAAUAACGGAACGUACUUGAUACACGUGGAAUAAACUGAUCUGUACCCGA
Molecule: messenger RNA, 6934 nt
Organism: Haliotis rufescens (red abalone)
Lineage: Eukaryota; Metazoa; Mollusca; Gastropoda; Lepetellida; Haliotidae
Exons: 31
Coding region: 98-5599 (1833 amino acids)
Source: RefSeq, a predicted model, not a curated record